Molecule: messenger RNA, 1848 nt
Organism: Stegostoma tigrinum
Lineage: Eukaryota; Metazoa; Chordata; Chondrichthyes; Orectolobiformes; Stegostomatidae
Product: fidgetin-like
Molecular function (GO): ATP binding; microtubule severing ATPase activity; ATP hydrolysis activity
Source: RefSeq, a predicted model, not a curated record
AAAAUGCAUUGGACACCGGAGCAUGCCCAGAAGCCAGAGCAUUACCCCGACAUCUCAUUUACAACCUCCUCUCCAGCACCCAAACCAGACGAUAGCAAUCUCACCCAGCAACGUCACCAGUACGUAUGGGCGAACGACAACAUUUCUGCACUGUCUGCUUCCAAUCUGCUGAAGAAGUUUGCAGAGAAAUACUCUGGGCUUGUGAACUCUUCAUAUGAGAGACCUGAGCUAAAUCCUUAUGCAGAUGGGUCUUUUGGGUCAGUUCAUGAGCAAAAGAGUGAAAAUGAUACCUGGCAAAUGUCACUGAGUGUAAAUGAUACAUAUUCUAUAAACUCAGUCCAUGAGGGCCUUUCUGGCAGUAAAACAGAAACUCAUCCCACUGUCCCAGCAGGUGACAGCAGUGUAGGGAUAGGCAGUUCCUCUGUCACAGCCAAUAGUCACUCUGAAUCUCGCUAUCCAAAUCAUGUAUGUGGUCCCACCGCUCUCCCGAGUCUUCAGUCUAGCCUUGUCCCAGUUGGAACAUCUCUGGAAUUCUCAUCAGGUUACAAUGGUACUUACUUACCCUCAGCUUACUGCAGCCAAACAUCACUGGCAGCCCCUUCCUCUUAUUCUUUACCUUUAAGUAGCUCGAGCCUUCUACAGCCAGUGCAUCCCACACCCACUAUAGUCCCAUCUUACAGUUCAGCUUUAGCUGGAGGAAGCCCACUGCACACGUACCCUUCAAAUAGAGACCCGAGCGAAUCAAGCAUGGGCCCUGGUUACACGGGGGCCCAUCUCCCAUCUUCGUACGUCCCCUCGGGCAUUCCAGCUCCUAUUCUUCUAACCCCUACGGCCCGACCUUCCACUGUCUCUGGCUAUGAUAACCAAAGGCACAACGUGGCUCCUGGCUCAGUGUCGCCUGUCAACAAUGGCUCGGGCAGAUCUUUGAAGAGAAAAGCCUCAGCAGCAAAGGAGCUGGAGAGUACUGGUAGAUACAGAAGGUACAAUUAUGGACCACAAAGGACUAUUUCGGCGGCUUACCAGUUGCCAGCAGAUGUUGGUCCUGAUGAUUGCAAAGGUGAUGGCUUCGGCAGAAACAAUGAGGUGUUGUCUGUCGAGUCGAAGAGGAAACAAGGUCUUGUGGAUGAUCUUAUUGUCACCAGCUGCAGAGAGGAGCAGUUGAAGAACCUGGAUUCUCAGCUUUUAAACCUUGUGACAAAUGAAGUAGUUGACUGUGGUCCUCCAGUACAACGGGGCGAUAUUGCUAGACAGGAUAGUGUGAAAGCACUGAUUGAGGAGCACGUGUUGUGGCCCCUGCUGAGGCCUGUGGCUUACUGUGGUGGAAGCGAACCACCCAAAAGCAUUUUGGUGUUCGGACCCUGCCGUGGGUGUAAAACAAUGCUCACAAGGUGUAUCGCCUCCUGCCUCGGGGCAACCUUCCUAAAGGUCAGUGGGUCAUCUUUCAUCUCCAAAUGGAAGGGAGAUGGAGAGAUGAUCUUGCAGGCUAUGUUUCUCACGGCCCAAUCCCUUCAACUGUCUGUUAUCUUCAUAAAUGAACUCAAUGCUAUGCUCUCUAAUACUAGCAGUGAAGAGAGUAACCAUCUAAGCUAUAUUAAAGCCAAACUAUUGUCUCAUGUAGAAGGCAUGGUGAACUUGAGCAGUGACCAUAUCAUAGUCAACAAAGGUACCAGGCAUCUGGAUGACAUAGAGGAGACUAUACACAGGUAUUUUGUAAAGCGACUUGACGUCUCUCCAUCCGACAGCAUUGCAAGAUGUCAGAUUUUAAUCUAUGGCUUGUCUCAACAAGACCACAGCCUGAGCGAUGGGGAAAUUUGCACCAUACAGAGGGGUAUUCUGGGAGUGACCUGA